Pipra filicauda (Wire-tailed manakin) is the source of this 1272-nucleotide messenger RNA. It is a transcript of the gene AGTR2, whose product is annotated as angiotensin II receptor type 2. Bases 142 to 1260 code for a protein of 372 amino acids. The transcript is spliced from 2 exons. Gene Ontology annotation, cellular component: membrane. The record is from RefSeq and is a predicted model, not a curated record. Gene Ontology annotation, biological process: immune response; blood vessel diameter maintenance; inflammatory response. Gene Ontology annotation, molecular function: angiotensin type II receptor activity. Lineage: Eukaryota; Metazoa; Chordata; Aves; Passeriformes; Pipridae.
GGGAGGAAAACGGAAAAAAGGAGCACAGAACUCUAGAGCUACGUCCAGACGAAUGUGAGGUCUGAGAGGUGAGAGAUGUGAUAGAAAAUUGCUGCUAGCACAUGAAUUUCCUGCAGAACGUCCCUUUCCACCAGCACCAGCAUGCAGAACAACUACUCCCUGGCUGUCACCACCAGAGAAACUCUUCAAGCCCUCUCUACAGCACUGACAAACUCGUCGGCUGUGUUACUCUCGCCCCCUCCCUGCCCUCUUACCUCUUCAGAUUAUCAGUUUUCACUGAUUCCAGCACUCUUCUCUGUGGUUUUUGUUGUGGGAUUGAUUGGCAACAGUGUGGUGGUUGGGGUGCUUUGUCGUCACACUAGUUCCAAAACAGUUGCUAAUAUUUACAUUUUCAACCUGGCCAUGGCAGAUCUGCUGUGCCUUGCUACCCUUCCCUUCUGGGCCACCUACUAUGCCCAGGGAUACAACUGGCUCUUUGGGUCUCUCAUGUGCAAGAUAUCCAGUUCUGUCCUGUGCUUGAACAUGUUUGCAAGUAUUUUUUUCAUUACGUGCAUGAGUGUGGACCGGUACCACGCCAUUGUCCAUCCUAUUCACUCCCAAAGAAGGACUCUACAACAAGCUUAUUUUGUAGCAUCGGUUGUGUGGGGCCUUGCCUGUUUGUCCUCCCUCCCAACUUUUUAUUUCCGAGACACUUACUACAUCGAAAGCUUGGGGGUCAAGGCUUGCAUUAUGGCCUUUCCUUAUGAGAAUUAUGCAAAAUGGUCUGUGGCAACAGCCUUCCUGAAAAAUGCCCUCGGCUUCUUCAUCCCCUUGACAGUGAUCACCACCUGCUACAUCUGGAUCAGGAGGCACUUGCUUAAAGCACGGGAGUUUCGGAAAAGAAAGCAGAAGAGGGACAAAGUGCUAAAGCUGGUUGCUGCUGUUGUUGUGGCCUUCUUAAUUUCCUGGCUUCCAUUCCACAUUUUAACCUUUUUGAAUGCCUUGGCUCAUAUGAACAUCAUUAACAGCUGUGACGUGAUAGGGAUCAUUGACACGGCACUGCCCUUUGGCAUCUGCAUGGCAUUUGCCAACAGCUGCAUCAACCCUUUGCUGUACUGCUUCAUUGGGAACCAGUUCCAGCAGAAGCUCCAUCGCUUGUUUAAGAGACGAGUUUAUCAGUUCAACAGCCAUCGAGAAAGCUCCUCUUCAAGGAAGGGCAGCUGCUUCAGAGAAACUGAGACUGCCAUGGGCAGGGAAAGAGAACCUGAGUCCUUCCUGUAGGCUCUGGGGCAU